ACCCACUAACCCUCAAAGGUCUUGGAGCUGCAUCAGCGCCCUCUACCAAAGUCUCCCUCUACCCUUUCCAAGCCCUCCCACCUACCCAUACAGAGUGAGACUCCGAUGUUGCGGAGUUGCCAGAGACCCUCCUCCCGAUCAUUCUCUUUCUUAGCCCCCUCCCCUUCCUCUCCAUCUCUCAAUCCUUUUAGCUCAAGAUGGUCGCCCUCCCUAGCUCUAUUCCAUCUUCUUUUCCUUCUCCUCCAGUACCUCCCUUCCACUCUUCCGACACACUCAGGCCGGGGGGUAACCUGCUGGAGUUGGCCCAAGUUCCAUUCACCUCUGCCCCGCCCCUCCACCCUCCCUAGGGCCCUGGCCUUGGAUCCUCCCCUGCCCGCCCUCUCCUCCAGUUCCCUCCUUCUCAGCUCUCUUUGCCCUUCCCCCUACCCGCCCCUGUCCACUCCAACCUGCUGGCCCCUCCCAGGCCUAAGCCCUGGCCCCGCCUCUUCCAACUUAAGACGCCCCCGAUCCCUAACUCGGCGCUGCCACUCCGGCGCCUGCUACCCGGGCGGCCGGGACUGAGGCGCUCCCCUGGCGCGCUCGGUUACCGGCGAGUUUGGGACGGCGACCUACGAGUUUGGGACGUUGGUGUGUCCGUGCAUUUGUCCGGAGAGAACUGCCAGAUCCGCGGCCCCGCGAUGGUUCUGGCCCCACUACUGCUGGGGCUGCUGCUGCUAUCCGCACUCUGGAAUGGAGGCACUGCUGAAAAGGAGGAAGAAAUCAAGCCAGAUCAGCCAUUUUCAGGGCCUUUACCAGGGAGCCUACCAGCUGACCACAGGCCAUUCUUCGCCCCUCACUCCAGUGGGGACCAGCUGUCACCAUCCCAGACUGGAAGAUCACAUCCAGCACACACAGCCACUCCCCAGAUGACCUCUGCAGCAUCAAACCUCCUGCCUCCUGUUGCAUUUAAAAACACAAUUGGACGCAUAGUACUUUCGGAACAUAAAAGUGUCAAAUUUAAUUGCUCGAUCAACAUUCCUAACGUGUAUCAAGAAACAGCUGGCAUUUCGUGGUGGAAAGAUGGAAAGGAACUGCUUGGGGCACAUCAUUCAAUCACACAGUUUUAUCCUGAUGAGGAAGGGGUAUCAAUAAUUGCAUUGUUCAGCAUAACCAGUGUGCAGCGCUCAGACAAUGGGUCGUACAUCUGUAAGAUGAAGGUGAACGAUAGAGAGGUUGUGUCUGAUCCCAUAUACGUGGAAGUCCAAGGACUCCCUUACUUUACUAAGCAGCCUGAGAGCGUGAAUGUCACCAGAAACACAGCCUUCAACCUCACCUGCCAGGCUGUGGGACCCCCUGAGCCCGUCAACAUCUUCUGGGUUCAAAAUAGCAGCCGUGUUAAUGAAAAUCCAGAAAGGUCCCCGUCUGUCCUAACUGUCGCUGGUCUGACAGAGACCGCAGUCUUCAGCUGUGAGGCCCACAACGACAAAGGACUGACGGUGUCCAAGGGUGUACAGAUCAACAUCAAAGUCAUCCCUUCCCCACCCACUGAAGUCCAUAUCCUCAACAGCACAGCGCACAGCAUCCUGGUCUCCUGGGUCCCAGGGUUUGAUGGCUACUCCCCACUUCAGAACUGCAGCAUUCAGGUCAAGGAAGCUGACCAGCUGAGUAAUGGCUCAGUCAUGGUUUUUAAUACCUCUGCUUCGCCACAUCUGUAUGAAGUCCAGCAGCUGCAAGCCCUGGCUAAUUACAGCGUCACUGUGUCCUGUCGGAAUGAGAUUGGCUGGUCUGCAGUGAGCCCUUGGAUCCUGGCCAGCACUACAGAAGGAGCUCCAGCAGUGGCGCCUCUAAACAUCACUGUGUUUCUGAACGAAUCCAGCAACAACCUGGAAAUCAGAUGGACGAAGCCUCCAAUUAAGCGGCAGGAUGGGGAACUGGUGGGCUACCGGAUAUCUCACGUGUGGGAGAGUGCGGGGACUUCCAAAGAGCUUUCUGAAGAAGUCAGCCAGAAUGGCAGCUGGGCUCAGGUUCCUGUCCAAAUGCACAAUGCCACCUGCACAGUGAGAAUCGCCGUCAUCACUAAAGGGGGCAUUGGGCCCUUCAGUGAGCCAGUGGAUGUAGCCAUUCCGGAGCACAGUAGGGUAGAUUACGCACCCUCAUCAACCCCAGCCCCUGGCAACACCGAGUCUAUGCUCAUCAUCCUGGGCUGCUUCUGCGGGUUUGUUCUCAUGGGGUUGAUUCUGUAUCUUUCUCUGGCCAUCAAAAGGAGAGUCCAGGAAACAAAGUUUGGGGGUGCAUUCUCCGAGGAGGACUCCCAAUUAGUUGUAAAUUACAGAGCAAAGAAGUCCUUCUGUCGGCGAGCCAUCGAGCUUACCUUGCAAAGCCUGGGGGUGAGCGAGGAGCUGCAAAACAAGCUAGAAGAUGUUGUGGUUGACAGAAAUCUUCUAAUUCUUGGGAAAGUUCUGGGCGAAGGAGAGUUUGGGUCUGUAAUGGAAGGAAAUCUGAAGCAGGAAGAUGGGACUUCUCAGAAGGUGGCAGUGAAGACCAUGAAGUUGGACAACUUUUCUCUACGGGAGAUCGAGGAGUUUCUCAGCGAAGCAGCGUGCAUGAAAGACUUCAAUCACCCAAACGUCAUCCGGCUUCUAGGCGUGUGUAUAGAACUGAGCUCUCAAGGCAUCCCGAAGCCCAUGGUGAUUUUACCCUUCAUGAAAUACGGAGACCUCCACACCUUCCUGCUAUAUUCCCGGAUAGAAUCAGUACCGAAGUUUUUACUGUGGACUUCAAAUAUUGUAGAUUUGGGGACCCUACGCUGGAGACAUGGCUGUCGGCCUCCUUAUGAAGUAAGCAUGGCGUUGUCCCUCCCUCUGUCCGUAGGCAGAGUGACUGGAGCCUAUGAGCAGGAGCUGUCAUCUGUGUCCAUGGCAUGCUCAAUCUGGUCCCUGUCCCUUUCCAUCAGGUCACUUCCCUAUCUAAGGUGGUAGCACCCUAGAUCCUGCAGGGCACCCACAAAGGGAAAAUAUGGGACUGACGCUCUCAGGAAUCACCCUAGAUUCAGACAGAAUUUACUGUGGGCCAAGAAUAUCCCCUGUCAUUGCUGCCAAAAAAAAUGCAGGUUGUAGGAAGACACUGGACCCAUCAGUUGAUACCUGAGCAUCCUCUAACACAGCUGCCUCUGUCCCCUUAGCUGCCACCAACAGCAGAGCUCUGGGGAAUGUAACUAAAGACAAGUGGUUUAAGCUUUUCUUUUAUGUUUCAUGCUUUGGCAAUCGUGCCUGAGAACUCUUUACUAACUCCUUGUUUAAAUUGCCUUUUUCCUGCUGCUUUCCAACAAAAUGUUGAGUUUUAUAGGACAUAUUUGAGUAUUCAGUCCAUUUUGAGUCAGUUUUUAUAGGAGGUCUGAAAUUUAGUUUAAGGUUUCUUCGGUUUAUCACCACCACCACCACCACCACCACCACCACCACCAUCAUCA
Molecule: messenger RNA, 3445 nt
Organism: Rattus norvegicus (Norway rat)
Lineage: Eukaryota; Metazoa; Chordata; Mammalia; Rodentia; Muridae
Source: RefSeq, a predicted model, not a curated record